This is a messenger RNA of Paramecium sonneborni, 798 nucleotides long. The record is from the annotation of a GenBank genome assembly. NCBI's taxonomy places the organism in Eukaryota, Ciliophora, Oligohymenophorea, Peniculida, Parameciidae.
AUGAAAUAAACUCAGUAGAAUAGAAUGCUUUACAAAUUACUUUAAUCAAAGUCAUUGCGUAGUAUGUUUUCUCCUGGAAAAGAAUCAAUUAUAACAGAUCCAAAUAGAGUUAAGGAAAAAUGUUUGAAACACAACUUAAAAGUAUUUAUAUUAAUAGAAUAGGCAAGAUUUAGUUUUAAUAAUUAGUAAUUAUGUGAAAUAUGUGCUAUUUAGUGUGCAUAUGAUCAUCAACAAUUACAGCAUAUAAAAAGUGGAAUGAUUUUAUAACCAUUUUAAGAAUUGAAGAAUGGAGUGUCUAAUAAUGAAAUUCCAAUAUUAAGUGAAAAAGUCAAGGAUUUAAAGAAUUGUAAAUAAAAAUAAAGUAUCCUAAUGUAAUUCACUAAUUAAUUGGAAACUGUUUAGAAUAAAGUUAAAUCUUUAUGUGAGUAAGUUAACAUAAUUAACACUUAUGGAAUUUAAAGAUAUCAAGAAUAAUAAAUCAAAUCAAUUUGUAGAAAAUUAGAGUAUACAUUAUUAGAAGUCAUACGGAAUAGACAAUCAAUAUCAAAUUAUAAUUAUGAUUAAUUAUAAAUAAGAUUAAAUAAUUAUUAGGAUGAUAUAUAAUUAAUGAAGAAAGAUAUUGAAGAUAAUCUAGAGAGUAUAAUAAAUAAAAUGGAGAUGAUACCUUUAAGUGAAAUAAUACAUAAAUAUCAAAUGAAAUUAGACUUUUAUGAAAGGGAAUGCAAUUAGAAAAAACAUUUAUUUUAAUAAAUAUUGAAUAUGUUUUAUAUAGAAUUAUAGAGAUUGAGUAAAUAAUGA